AUGCCCAACAAAGUAUUUGCCCUCGCGAUCCCUACGAUCUUAUCAAACCACGCCGUGCAUACAAGAGCGGCUUGGUGGCAAGAUCACGAGAAUUCCAGCCUCGGUAAUGCAUGUUGUGUGGGUGAAAAUGAAUGUGGAGGUGGCAUGCAUGGAAUAGAACUUCUGUUUGGGUACGGUGUACGGACUCCCGAGUUAUACCUGGGGAAUGACCGAGGAAAGACUCCAAACUCAGUUCAUUUUUACGGUAAAUGGGAGCAUCAUAGUUACAUGUGA
Messenger RNA from Sclerotinia sclerotiorum 1980 UF-70, 273 nucleotides. RefSeq lists its product with no specific name. The record is from RefSeq and is a predicted model, not a curated record. NCBI's taxonomy places the organism in Eukaryota, Fungi, Ascomycota, Leotiomycetes, Helotiales, Sclerotiniaceae. The transcript is spliced from 4 exons. Bases 1 to 273 code for a protein of 90 amino acids.